Messenger RNA from Serpula lacrymans var. lacrymans S7.9, 752 nucleotides. RefSeq lists its product as uncharacterized. The record is from RefSeq and is a predicted model, not a curated record. Bases 1 to 702 code for a protein of 233 amino acids. Gene Ontology annotation, cellular component: cytoplasm. Gene Ontology annotation, molecular function: phosphoribosylglycinamide formyltransferase activity. The transcript is spliced from 2 exons. Gene Ontology annotation, biological process: 'de novo' IMP biosynthetic process. Lineage: Eukaryota; Fungi; Basidiomycota; Agaricomycetes; Boletales; Serpulaceae.
AUGGCGGAGGGAGAAGGACGGGCACGACGUUUGGUUGUUCUUAUAUCAGGUUCAGGAACCAAUCUGCAGGCGCUGAUCGACGCUCAAAAUACGGAAUCCUUGCCAAAUACCCAGAUCACCCUCGUGAUAUCGAAUCGCAAGGCUGCUUACGGCCUCACACGCGCCUCCACGGCCAACCCGCCCAUCCCGACUGCGUACCUAGCGCUCCAGCCGUUCUUGAAGGCAAACAAGGACAAGACGCGGGAGGACUACGAUGUUGAGGUUGCGCGGCUCGUCGUGAGGGAGAAACCGGACCUGGUGGUCUUGGCGGGGUGGAUGCAUGUGCUGAGUGAGGGGUUCUUGGAUGUUUUGUGUGGGACGAGGGUGUUGGAGGGAGGGGAGGGGGUGGAGGGCGCGAUACGUGUUAUCAACUUGCACCCUGCGUUGCCAGGCGCGUUUGACGGGGCGAAUGCGAUCGAGAGGGCGUACGAGGCGUUUCAGAAGGGGGAGAUUGCAGCGUCGGGCGUGAUGGUCCAUCGUGUGGUGAGGGAGGUGGAUCGCGGAGAGCCGGUGAUGGUGCGUGAGGUGGAGAUGAAGGAGGGAGAGCCGAUCGAUGCAUUUGAGGAUAGGCUGCAUAGAAUUGAGUGGGAGAUAAUCGUACAAGGUACAAAGAAGAUGUUAGAUGAAGUAGAACAACAAGGAAAAACUGUCUCUGAAACUUAAAAUCAUAGGUUGCCUCGUCAGAGUAGGGAUAAAUUCAUUGUGAUGAACUG